Beta vulgaris subsp. vulgaris (sugar beet) is the source of this 1031-nucleotide messenger RNA. RefSeq names its product frataxin, mitochondrial. Gene Ontology annotation, biological process: iron incorporation into metallo-sulfur cluster; intracellular iron ion homeostasis. Gene Ontology annotation, molecular function: iron chaperone activity; ferric iron binding; ferrous iron binding. The record is from RefSeq and is a predicted model, not a curated record. The coding region runs from base 158 to 757 and encodes 199 amino acids. The transcript has 5 exons. Gene Ontology annotation, cellular component: mitochondrion. Lineage: Eukaryota; Viridiplantae; Streptophyta; Magnoliopsida; Caryophyllales; Amaranthaceae.
AAGAAAAAAAAAAAAUGACAAAAACUUAAAAACUAACAAAGAUCCAUCAAUGAAUCAAUCCAUUGGUGAUGCUAUAAGCGAUGAGUCUAUUCUUUUGAGGUUUCUUUCGAUCAUAUUCAUAGCAUAAUAACCCGUUAACAAAAAAAACGCUGGCAUCAUGCAGAAACUCUGCCACGCCUCCUCUUUCACUCGUAUUUCUCUCUCCUCUCUACUGCGAUGCCAUCCAUUAAUGGCGUCCUCUUCAUUAACUAAACUCCUACCUUCGACAACCGUCUCCAAUCUUCUGGAACCACUGCUAUCAUCUUCUUCUUCGUCAUUGCGUUCUUUCUACUCUCUUCCUCCUUUCGUUUCUAGAACUUUCUCUUCCAAUGUUCUCGACGAAUCUCAAGCUCCUGCUCCCAUCGAUUAUCGUUCUGUGUUACAGGAAGAUGAAUUUCAUCGACUAGCUGAUUCUACCAUCCAUCAUCUUCUCGAGAAAUUGGAGGAAUAUGGUGAUACUGUUGAGAUUGAUGGAUUCGACGUAGAUUAUGGGAAUGGGGUUUUGACCUUGAAGCUUGGGAAUUUGGGAACUUAUGUGGUGAAUAAACAGACGCCAAACAGACAGAUCUGGUUGUCUUCUCCAGUAAGUGGUCCUUCAAGAUUUGACUGGGAUCCUGCUUCUCAAGCUUGGGUUUAUCGUCGAAAUACAGCAAAUUUGUCAGUGAUUCUAGAGAGUGAGCUGGAGCAGGUGUUUGGUAAAUCUGUCAACCUAUUUUAAUCUUUUACUUUUGUGGAAGGGAACUCCCCCUCCCCCUUCUUAUUUAUGUUUCUAAUUGCUUAUUAUUCUAAAAUUUUGUUUUCUUAGGGGGGGUUUGGUUCAAUAUUAUGGAAUGGAAAGGGAAUGGAAUUGUAUAAGGAAAGGAAUGGUAAUAGUAAUUGUUAUUUUUAUUAGGUGUUUGGUUCAAUCAAGUAAUGGAAUCACUUAUUAGAAACUUGUUUUUCUUGUUGCUUGGCUAGCUAUGAAAUUACAAAGUAUAUUUAUUUGAGAACUA